GUAACAAGGAACGAUAUCUUCGUCAUUCGUUUUAAGAAUUUUAACUUUAAUAUAAAUUCCGAAAAUGCCUCCUAAACCAACCCCUGGGAAGAAAGGUGAAAAGAAAGCCGGUAAAAAGGCCGCGCUUGGUGACAAGAAGAAGAGAAGAUCUAAGAGAAAAGAAUCCUAUGCCAUCUAUAUCUACAAGGUCAUGAAACAGGUCCAUCCUGACACUGGUAUUUCCAGUAAGGCCAUGAGCAUCAUGAACUCCUUUGUCAACGAUGUCUUCGAGCGCAUCGCUGGUGAAGCUUCCCGUCUUGCUCACUACAACAAGAAAUCCACCAUCACAUCUCGGGAAAUCCAGACGGCUGUUCGUCUUCUUCUCCCUGGUGAACUGGCCAAGCACGCAGUCAGUGAAGGCACCAAGGCUGUCACCAAGUACACCAGCAGCAAGUAAAUCGGCUUUUGAAGCCAAAACUAUASAAAAACAGCUCUUUUAGGAGCUAACACAUGUAGUAAAGACGUGACUAUACGCUUAUAAAGGGUUUUAAGCCAGAAUGAAGAAGCAUACACAAUAUCAUAUGUAAAUAAAGAAUUUUAUCAAUUGAAAUAAAUCACAUUAACAAACAA
This is a messenger RNA of Actinia tenebrosa (Australian red waratah sea anemone), 609 nucleotides long. RefSeq names its product histone H2B.2 pseudogene. The record is from RefSeq and is a predicted model, not a curated record. NCBI's taxonomy places the organism in Eukaryota, Metazoa, Cnidaria, Anthozoa, Actiniaria, Actiniidae.